This is a messenger RNA of Silurus meridionalis, 1620 nucleotides long. RefSeq names its product complement component 1, q subcomponent-like 3b (gene c1ql3b). Gene Ontology annotation, molecular function: protein binding. The coding region runs from base 127 to 882 and encodes 251 amino acids. Lineage: Eukaryota; Metazoa; Chordata; Actinopteri; Siluriformes; Siluridae. The record is from RefSeq and is a predicted model, not a curated record. The transcript has 2 exons.
CUGAUUUGGACCGGCUCCGCGUGCAGGAGCAAGAUAGCGCGCAAGACGCAGCGCGACGAGCGCCGGGCGCUGUCCGGCCUGGGCGCGAGGACGCGCGCGGUGGCGGCCGGCAUCCUCGGCGUGGUCAUGGUGCUGGUGCUGGUCAUCCUCAUUCCGGUGCUGGUGAACGCGGCCGGGACGGACGCGCGCUACGAGACGCUAAACGCCUGCAGGAUGGUCUGCGAUCCCUACGGCACCAUUAAGCCGCCGGCGCGUGCCACCGGUAACGACCCGCGCUCCGUCCAGCCCCCGACCACUUUCCUGCGCGGUCCGAAAGGGGACCCAGGACGCACCGGCCGCAUUGGACCGAGAGGUGAACCAGGUCCACCUGGACCACCAGGGCCGCCGGGUAAAGUUGGCAAUCCAGGACCGCCCGGGUUACCCGGACCCCCGGGGGUGCUCGGGGUGAGCGGCGGCGUCGUAAACGCGGCCACGUACACCACGGUACCCAAAGUGGCUUUUUACGCGGGGCUCAAGAAGCAGCACGAAGGCUAUGAGGUCCUCAAGUUCGAUGAUGUAGUCACUAAUCUGGGUAACCACUACGACCCGACCACCGGCAAGUUCACCUGCUCCAUCCCGGGUAUCUAUUUCUUCGUGUACCACGUGCUCAUGCGGGGAGGCGACGGCACGAGCAUGUGGGCUGAUCUGUGCAAAAAUAACCAGGUCAGGGCGAGUGCCAUUGCUCAGGAUGCAGAUCAGAACUAUGACUAUGCCAGCAACAGCGUGGUGCUACACUUGGAGAGUGGAGACGAAAUCUACAUUAAGCUGGACGGCGGAAAAGCUCACGGCGGGAACAACAACAAAUACAGCACCUUCUCUGGGUUCAUGAUUUACGCAGAUUAACAAGUGACAGGAACUUGCUGCUAACAUGAAAGCUGUUUUGUUAUUUUUUUCCAAUGAGGAGACAUUAGAAUGAAAGGAAACGCUGCAGAUAAAUGCAGUUACAUCGUGCAAUUACAGUGUUCACUUGUGAUUAAAGGUUAGCAUCCCUAAAACUGGACAUGGCGGUUUAAAUCAUGGUUAGCAUAACAUGUCGUGUAAAAUCCUUUAAAAAGGAUCGUUUUGUGAGGUUGGGGGAAAAAAAAGGACUUAGUGACCUUAAGCAUGUGACGACUUCAUCCACCGGUUAGAUUGUAGACGAAUCACUGUGAGUUACAGGGAAGAAAAUGGGGUUAAGUAACAAUGUUGUGUUUGUUUGUGGGUCAGUUUUCGAGCCUCAACAUGCGUUUAAUCGCAUGUUGUUGGUGACAGUGUCACAUUUCUGCUGAGCUUCAUUUCAAAUUUUAUCACGACAACCUGCGACGAGUCACGCCAGCACUGAAACGCUGUACCUCAUCUGAUCUUUGUAUUGCUUUGUUAUUGGAUUACAUAACAUUGUGUAAUAUACAAUAAAAUUACAAAUGCAUCUCCACGGCUGGUUUUUCAAAGCGUUAUUAUGGGUCAGCAGGAUUUCUGUGUCUAUGUGUGGCACAAGACUAGGACCAGCUUGAGCAUUAAUCAGUGGAGGAUCGCUGUUGUUAAUCCUAAUACUUCUUCACUGAAUAAUUUUCAAGCAUUUCCAUUAUGAUUCUCGAAUCUCAG